Messenger RNA from Neltuma alba, 934 nucleotides. Its product is annotated as UPF0235 protein C15orf40 homolog. The record is from RefSeq and is a predicted model, not a curated record. The coding region runs from base 108 to 491 and encodes 127 amino acids. The transcript has 5 exons. Lineage: Eukaryota; Viridiplantae; Streptophyta; Magnoliopsida; Fabales; Fabaceae.
ACACACUGCAAACGAGGUGGCAUCUUAUUGCUAGACUGGGUCUCGACUCGGCACGGCACUGGGAGUCCUCAGCCAAGGCAGACGCUACCAGCAAUCUGAAAAUUAAGAUGCCGCCGGCGAAGAGGGGCAAGGCAAAGGUUGAGAAGAGUGAACCAUCUCAGUCGGCAAAAGCUAACAGUUGGCCCUCUUGUAUUCGAUCCAUGACUCCUUCUUCCGUUGCUAUUACCAUCCACGCCAAGCCCGGUUCCAAAACUGCUUCCGUAACAGAUAUCAGUGAUGAAGCUGUCGGAGUGCAAAUUGACGCACCGGCAAGGGAUGGAGAAGCAAAUGCCGCCCUUCUUGAUUACAUGAGCUCCGUUUUAGGAGUAAAACGAAGGCAAGUAUCAAUAGGUACUGGUUCCAAGUCUAGAGAUAAGACCGUAAUUGUGGAGGAUGUUGCUGUGCAAUAUGUUUUUGAUGCUUUAGAUAAAGUCUCAAAGGACCAGCGAUGAGCAAAAUACGGUCAUUGUCGGUGAACACAUGAUAUGUGCUGUUGCUUGAUUACCAUAUACCACAGCCAGAAGUAAAGCCAUAUUCUGGGAUCAUUGGACAUGUAUUGUUGCUUGAUUACCAUAUACCAUACACGAGUGAGCCAGAUUCCGGUCUCGUUUGAUUUCCUGCAGAAGUUGAAGGAAGGAGAGUUGGAAGUGUGUGUUUUCACUCACUUUGUGUUGGAUUUUGAUUCUGAUUCUGAUAUAGGUUCGAAAUGGUGUGUGUUUAUACUGACGUUGCUAUCAUUAGAUGUGAAAACAUGUCCUUGAAAUAAAGGCCAUGUUGGUCAAAGUAUGAAUUCACUGACAUGAGGAAAUUUUUCUUGUAGUAGAUAUCUGUGUGUGAGGGUGCUGCAUUGGGGAUUAUUUAUUUUGAUCUUCCAAGUUUGCAAUAGGCUUAUCUA